AUGGAUUCUAUUAUAGUGCUGGCGGAGGAGGGCAGGUUAUCGUCCUCGACUGCACCGGCUCGGAUCUGCAGCCGAGAGAGGGAGCAAGUCCACAGGGAGAAGGUCUACAUAGAGCAGGCCCACAAGGAGCAGGCGGAGCAGGUCCAUAGGUUUCAGGUCCACAGGGAGAAAGUCCAGGGAGCAGGUUCAUGGCUUCAGUUCAGUAAAGGUCUAGACCUGGUUCAUCGCUUAGAAGCUUACAAAGGCUUCAUCGCUCCAGGGAUUACUGAAAGACGUGAACUACCCCACCACAAGAGUUCACGAAGGAACAAAGAUGCAAUUGUUGUAUCAGAUGUGGUGAAGUGGUGA
Messenger RNA from Knipowitschia caucasica, 348 nucleotides. The record is from the annotation of a GenBank genome assembly. Lineage: Eukaryota; Metazoa; Chordata; Actinopteri; Gobiiformes; Gobiidae.